This is a messenger RNA of Talaromyces marneffei, 2091 nucleotides long. RefSeq lists its product as uncharacterized. Lineage: Eukaryota; Fungi; Ascomycota; Eurotiomycetes; Eurotiales; Trichocomaceae. Bases 1 to 2091 code for a protein of 696 amino acids. The record is from RefSeq and is a predicted model, not a curated record. The transcript has a single exon.
AUGGAGUCACCAUCCAAACAUCAACUCUCUCCGACAAGAACACCUCUUUCUCCCUCAAAAAAUCCUCUCUUUCCCGUAUCUCCUGAACGAACCAAUCAACAAAAACUAGCAGCCUCCUUCUCUGUCCCGUCCGACCUCGGUCAGAAAUCGUCAGACGUGCGAGAAAAAAUCGCUUUUUUGAACAACCUGUCGCGAGCCGGUAGCCCGGCAGCCACUCCACAACAUGUCUCCUCCACUAUGUCAUCAAGUUCAGCUGCUCUCCAAAGGGCGAUCUUGGGACGGGAGGAGGCAGAAUCGGCUCUUGCCAACGCCAAUGCUAUGCUUUCCGAAGCACAAGCCCGAGAAAGACGAAUCAGCGAGAGGCUCGAAUCGUUACUAGAAGAGCUACAAACAACCAGAGAACGCCAAGCACAUGAACGAACCGUUUUUGAGAAAGAAGUCCGAAAAGCACGCAAGGAAGCAUUCCGCGCUGGAUCAAUGCUUGUUAAAGCACAGGAGGAAUUGAAAUUGUCAAAAGGGGAAAUCAAAAAUAUAAGGGACGAACUACGAGCGGAGCGGGAGUCCAAGGAAAGGGCCAAACAAGAGGCAUUCGAGCGCGCAUAUGCAUUGGCUGGAAUGUCAGAGGAGGUUCAAUCUUUGAAGGACCAACUGCGCGCUACGGAGUCAAACAAUCAACAAAGCAUUCUGGAAUCUCAAGUCAAUGAACUGGAACAGAGCGUGAAUAAACCAGCUUAUACCGAUCAGGCAACAUGCACGACACCUACAUCGAGAAGGCCAAAACGAAGCGUAGAUGCAUUGGAACUUCUCCAAACCGCGCAAGGACCAGAACAAGACGCACACAGUGAAGAAACGCCUACGAAGAAAAUGAGAUUAUCACGACGGGCCUCGAACAAAGAAAACCUACAACCGGAAACCUUGGAAGCUCAAGGAGAUCUCAUCGCCGAUUUGCAUACAGAAAUCAAAUCUGAGCAACGAAGAAGAAGAAAGGCCGAGGAUAUGGUUCUCUUCAUGAAGUUGGAGUGUCAAUUCAAACGUUGCUCAUGCCGGAUCGCCGAAAGUCUGGGACAGAAGUACGUCCAUGACAAAGAAUGGGACGAGGCCAUGCGAGAGGAGGAUCUACAUAUUGAAGAACAUAUUGAGGAACACAUUGAAGACGACGUUGAAGAACACAUUGAAGAUCACGUUGAAGAGCACGUUGAAGAGCUUGUUGAAGAGGAAGAAGAGCCAGAACAAAAUGCCCGCGAGUCAACACCUGCCACAUCAGCACACUCGCCACUUGUGAGCCCAGUGUCUGCCAUGACACCACCUACACCACAUUAUCAAGAGGCGACGGAACCAAAAAAGGCUGCUCGUCCAGCAAGGCAGUCAUCGGUUUCAUUCGAUGAAGAAACAGGCACGUUUGUCCAGGUCUCGUCACCACACGCUUACAUGUAUGACCGACCUAGUGAGGGGCCCCUCGUUCUCCCGAACGCUGAUGAUGAUGACGAUGACGACGACGAUGUUGAGGAUGACGUCGAAGUUCCGCAUGGAAGCCCUGCUGUAAGAUUGAUGGAGAUGCAGAUGCAGAUGCAGACAGAAGAGGUCGUGUCACACCAGCCUUACGAAAUCGCUGUUGAAGAGCAGGAGGAACCGAUUGCCUACGACCAACCCUUAGAAACCCUUCGCUAUACUGAACCUCCCGCGGAAAUCGUCACUUCGGUCACCCGCAAUCCUAUCUUACCACCACACCGAUCAUCCGAAAGACAACUCACCACACCAAUCGACCAAAUCACCGUUAUCAAAGAAGAAACCAUCGCAAAAACAGUCCCAAUUCAAUUUGAAUCGCGACACGCCCGCAAUCCAAUGGACAUCAUACCAGGAACACCCCUAACUCGAGAAGAAGCAUUAGCCCAGAUCCGAGCACGUAGAGGCCGAACCCAAAAUGGCACACAACGAUCAGUCAGCGCCAAUGAGGCUACAACUCGUGGUGGCAGUUCCAGUGGAAUGAAAGGAGGAUCCGCACAACGUAUUCCCGGUGUCAAGCACUCAGAUACAAGGAGCGAGGCGGACCUCAAAGAACGGAGAUCAGCGCCUGUGUCGCGACGAUACUAG